Molecule: messenger RNA, 2895 nt
Organism: Rattus rattus (black rat)
Lineage: Eukaryota; Metazoa; Chordata; Mammalia; Rodentia; Muridae
Gene: Hykk
Product: hydroxylysine kinase
Exons: 5
Coding region: 598-1728 (376 amino acids)
Molecular function (GO): amino acid kinase activity
Source: RefSeq, a predicted model, not a curated record
GCAACCGAUUGCUGACUGAGGGAAGAGAGCCUUCGGCCUCAGGAAGUCGGGUCGUUGUGCGUGAGAAGAGCGGGGAGGCUGAAGCGAGACAAGCAUCUCUCUGAGGGGACAUCCCUGAGAGAGGGUGGCGGGCUCCGGCGACCCUUGCGCUCCCCAAACUCGCUGCAUGCUUACGGGGCAGGUCACUGUCCAGCCACAGCCCUGCUGAGAUUUCAGUGCGCAAUUUUGAGGGUCCCACCUUCGGCGGGCCUGCAUGCGUGCAGGGUGGAAGCCAUCCUAAGGCUCCCCUAGAUCUGACACAAGGCCAAGAACCGGCUGUGGGCCACCUCCCUCCCAUCGGUGUCUUUCGCUCCGCAGCAAGACCCACUGGAAGUGAGUCUUGCUUCCAAUCGCCCUUGGAAGACGACGGUGUAGAGUUCCUGGAGCCUGUGAACUGUGAGUGGCGCCAACCGUUGACUUACGAAAAUAAGUGCAGGGAAUAUCACUGCCUGCUUCCCAACCUUGGAAGCUCACAGCAGAAAGGUUGCUGAAGACAGACCUGGAAGACGUGCUAAGGCAGAAGUUACGAGAUUUUGUAACACUUUAGGAAAAGACAUCAUGUCAAGUGGAGAUGACCAGCAGUCACAGGCUUUUACCAAGCCCACUUUUACUGAGGCACAAGCCUCUGCACUGGUGGAAUCCAUAUUUGGGUUCAAAGUGUCUAAGAUCCAGCCCCUUCCCAGCUAUGACGACCAAAACUUUCACGUUCACAUUUCAAGAAGCCAAGAGACUACAGAUGACCCAGUUGAAUAUGUCCUCAAAAUAAGCAACACGAAGUCUAGUCAAACUCCAGACCUGAUUGAAAUGCAGAACCAUAUCAUCAUGUUUCUGAGAGCAGCUGGAUUUCCAACAGCCUCUGUGUGCCAAACUAAAGGGGACAACACGAUCUCUCUCAUGUCCAUUGACAGUGGAUCUGAAAUCAAAAGCUACCUGGUCAGAAUGCUCACUUACCUCCCAGGAAGACCAAUCGCUGAGGUUGCCACCAGCCACCAGCAGUUAUAUGAAAUAGGAAGGCUGGCUGCCCGAUUGGAUAAAGCCCUGGAGGAAUUCCACCAUCCAAAGUUAAAUCUUCUUCAUCGGGAGAACUUCAUCUGGAAUCUGAAAAACGUCCCUCUUCUAGAGAACUACAUGGGUGCCCUGAGCCAAAGUCGGAACCGAGAGAUUGUUGAACAGGUCAUCCAGCUGUUCAAGGAAGAAGUGAUGACCAAAUUAAGUCAUUUCCGAGAAUGUAUUAAUCAUGGUGACCUUAAUGACCAUAACAUUUUAGUAGACCUCAGCAAGUCAGCCUCUGGAGAUGCCGUGUAUCAAGUCUCUGGGAUUUUAGACUUCGGUGACAUGAGCUAUGGCUACUAUGUGUUUGAAGUGGCCAUCACCAUCAUGUACAUGAUGAUCGAAAGCACAAACCCUAUACAAGUAGGAGGUCACGUCCUCGCGGGGUUUGAAAGUGUGAUCCCCCUGACCGCUGUAGAGAGGGAUGCCUUGUUCUUACUAGUAUGUGCUCGUUUUAGUCAGUCUCUUGUCAUGGCCACAUACUCCUGCCAGCUGUACCCAGAGAACAAGGAGUACCUCAUGAUCACAGCAAAAACCGGAUGGAAGCAUUUACAGCAGAUGUUUGACAUGGGCAAGAAAGCCGUAGAAGAAAUCUGGUUUGAAACUGCCAAGUCCUAUGAAGCUGGGAUCUCCAUGUGACAGAUGUGGUAAAAAAUUAAAGCGCUCAAAACUCCCUGAUGGGUGCACACCCACUCAUCACUACCCACUCUCAAUGCUCCGGACUCCCGAGUGAAAGUCAGACAUUGACAGCCUUAUUUUUAAUAUGCCCUAAGCAGGUCAAUGGCUGGGCCACUCCCUAAUGCCACUUGGCUAACACACACUCCCCUCCAAUAUUCCUGAGUUAGUACUUACUAAAAUCUGUGUUUUGUCUUUGCUACCCUGGACCUUGCUGGGCAGCCCUCCUGGGCCGCUUCCCCCGUGUACCUACUUGUCAGCAAUCGCUCCCUUCUGCAUCUUUCCGCGUGGCCUGUCUCCCAGGCCCUCGUUAUGGUGGCAGAAUCUCUUCCUCUCUGUCCCUUUCCAGGAAUCCUAAAAGUCCCCGCUCUGUCUCUCUGCCCUGGUAAUUUUAUUGGCCACUGGUAAUUUUAUUGACCAGUCAAAGACCAACUGGGGGACAGGAUUCCUUUAGUCCUACCUGUGGGACACUAUAUACAGGUUUGGUUUUUUUUUUUUUGUAACAUAAUUAGAAUAAUUACAAGCCACUACAUGUGACCGUAGAAAAGUUUGCAUUAACUAAAACUCAGUUGGGCCUAGAUCAGAUUUAUGAAGGAUUUUUGUGCAAAGUUAAAACUGAAAUGGUAAAACAGCCACUCAAUGAAUUGGCGAGGGAAGAUCUAGCUUUUCCAGCACUCUUAGGACUGUCCUUUACACGUAAGAAAGUACUGCAUGAUGAACCCUCAACCUCAGCACUACAGAAAGCAAAGAAACCCACACACGUGUCACCCACGGGAGCAUGUCUGUGUGCAGGUCCUGCUUGCCUCUUACAAAGGAACAUACAUGAUGAUCCAUGAUUUGUCACCAGUCUCUGAAGACCUAUUCCAGUCCUUCAACCAAUGACUUUUAAACUUUGAAAAGAAUACAUAUGUAUAGCUAUAUUAAUUUGUUUUUGUUUUUGUUUUUUGGAGGCAGAGUUUCUUGGCUGCCUUGAACUCCCAAAUCUACAGAGAUCCUGUUGCCUCUGUCUCUCAAAUGCUGGGAUUAAAGGUGUCCACCACCUCACACAUAUUCACAUAUUUUAAAUAAUCCACGUUUUAAAUACCCAGUCUACAUCACUAACUCUAUGAAUUCUUCCUUAAUCUCACCUCU